Condylura cristata (star-nosed mole) is the source of this 6745-nucleotide messenger RNA. It is a transcript of the gene F8, whose product is annotated as coagulation factor VIII, procoagulant component. The coding region runs from base 1 to 6579 and encodes 2192 amino acids. Gene Ontology annotation, cellular component: plasma membrane; cell-cell junction. Lineage: Eukaryota; Metazoa; Chordata; Mammalia; Eulipotyphla; Talpidae. The record is from RefSeq and is a predicted model, not a curated record. Gene Ontology annotation, molecular function: oxidoreductase activity; signaling receptor binding; copper ion binding. The transcript has 37 exons.
AUGCGUGCAGCGCUCUGCACCUGCCUCUUCCUGGGCCUCCUGCCCGCCACCUGGGCCGCCACCCGGAGAUACUACCUCGGUGCGGUGACUGUGUCCUGGGACUACACACGAGGUGACCUACACGGCGGGCUGCGUGAGGACACCAGAUUUAUACGUCAAGUCCCAAGGGAAGUACCAGGCGGCUCCUCGCGGGUGUCCAGGAAGACCGUGUUCGUGGAGUUCACCGACCACCUGUUCAGCACCGCCAAACCCAGGCCCCCCUGGAUGGGCCUGCUGGGCCCGACCAUCCGGGCUGAGGUUUCCGACACAGUGGUCGUCACACUUAAGAACAUGGCUUCUCACCCUGUCAGUCUGCACGCCAUGGGCGUGUCCUACGGGAAAGCUUCUGAAGGGGUUGAAUAUGACGACCGCAGCAGCCAGAAGGAGAAGGAGGACGACCGCGUGGGCCCCGGGGAGAGCCACACGUACGUGUGGCAGGUCCUGGCGGAGAGCGGCCCCAUCGCCUCCGACCCGCCAUGCCUCGCCUACUCGUACCUGUCUCACGUGGACCUGGCGAGAGACCUGAACUCGGGCCUUGUCGGAGCCCUGCUGGUGUGUAGAGCAGGAACCCUGGCCAAAGAGGGCGCACAGACCCUGAACGAACUCGUGCUACUCUUUGCUGUAUUCGCUGAAGGGCGAAGCUGGUACCCCGACACGGAUGACUCGGUGACGCGGCCGCUCGAAGUGCAUACCAUCAACGGCUAUGCCAACAGGUCUCUGCCAGGCCUGACUGGCUGCCAAGGGAGACCGGUGUACUGGCACGUGAUCGCAGUGGGUGCCACCCCCGAAGUGCACUCCAUUUUCCUCGAAGGACACACAUUUCUGGUGAGGAAUCACCGCCAGGCCUCCCUGGAGAUCUCACCGGUCACUUUCCUCACGGCCCAGACACUCCUGACUGACCUCGGCCAGUUCCUGCUGUCCUGCCACAUCUCCUCCCACCAGCACGCUGGCAUGGAAGCUUACGUGCAAGUAGCCACGUGCCCGGAGGAAUCUCAAGUACGGAUGAAAAAAACUGAAGAUGAUGAGGACGGCGACCUCUACGAGUCCGACAUGGACGUGGUCGGGUUUGGUGACGACAGCCCUCAUUCGUCUCUCCAAAUGCGCUCCGUCGCCAAAAAGCGCCCCAAAACGUGGGUGCACUACAUCGCUGCUGAAGAGGAGGACUGGGACUACGCCCCCUCAGCCCUGGCGGGCAGCCACCGAAGCCGUCAGGGUCUGUAUGUGGGCAGAGGCCCUCAGCGGAUCGGCAGCAAGUACAAGAAAGCGCGCUUUGUGGCGUACACAGACGAGACGUUUGCCACGCGGGCACCUGCCCCGCAGGAGGCGGGCAUCCUGGGCCCACUGCUGCACGGCGAAGUGGGGGACUCGCUCCUGAUCAUAUUUAAGAACCGAGCCAGCCGGCCCUAUAACAUUCACCCCCACGGAAUCGCUGACGUCAGCCCUCUGCACUCCAGCCGGCUGCCGAAAGGUGUGAAACACUUGAAAGAGCUUCCAGUUCAGCCUGGAGAGAUCUUCAAGUACAAAUGGACCGUGGCGCGAGAAGACGGACCGACCAAGGCAGACCCCCGGUGCCUGACGCGGUAUUACGCCAGCGCCGUCGAUCUGGAGCGAGAUCUGGCUUCCGGCCUCAUUGGCCCUCUCCUCAUCUGCUACAGAGAGUCUGUGGACAAAAGAGGAAACCAGAUGAUGUCUGACAAGAGAAACGUCAUCCUGUUCUCUGUGUUUGAUGAGAAUCAAAGCUGGUACCUCGCAGAGAACAUGCAGCGCUUCCUCCCCAGUGCAGACGGGGUGCCGCCUCAGGACCCAGAGUUCCAGGCCUCCAACAUCAUGCACAGCAUCAACGGUUAUGUUUUUGAUAGCUUGCAGCUGUCAGUUUGUUUGCAUGAGGUGGCAUACUGGUACAUUCUAAGUGUUGGAGCACAGACUGACUUCCUCUCUGUUUUCUUCUCUGGAUAUACCUUCAAACACAAAAUGGUCUAUGAAGACACACUCACCCUUUUCCCCUUCUCAGGAGAAACGGUAUUCAUGUCAAUGGAAAACCCAGGUCUGUGGGUUCUGGGGUGCCACAACUCAGAGUUUCGGAGCAGAGGCAUGACAGCUCUACUGAACGUUUCCAGUUGCCACAGGAACAGUGGGGAUGACUAUUACGACACCUACGAAGACAUCCCAGCCUCUCUGAUGGAUGCAAACGAUGGCAUUGCACCCAGAAGCUUCUCUGUGGACUCCAGACACCCUAGCACCCGGCGACAGCUAUUCAAGCCCAGUCCGGCCGCAGAGACUGGCACAGCGCAACCCCAGGACCCCGCAACCGGAGCUGCCGCCGGAGCCCUGCAGCGGCAGAAGGGCCGGUCACGUGACCGAGCAGGUGGGAGCAGAGUAUUUCCCCCGGAGCCACGAGCUCGACUAAGAUCGAGUGAGAGCCUGGGGAUCACCACAGCAGGAGAGGCCGAGAGAGUCGAUGCCAAAUUUUUGAGUUCAUCAAGCAAUGUAGUAACUUCCCCGACAGCCCCAUCAGCCACGUGGGCAGCAGGUGCUGGAGCGACGCCAGGCCCUGCGAACGGCCCGUCAGGCACGGCUGUAUUUGGCAGGAGUUCAGCUCACCUCCCUGGGUCUGGGCUACCUGCAAGCUCGGGUGAAGGUGAUCAUGAUUCCAAGUUGCUAGAAUCAGCGCCAAUGACGAGUCAAGAAAGGUCACCGGGAGAAAAUGGGUUCUUCAUGGAGAGUGGUGAGGUGUUUCGAGAAGAGAGACCUCAAGAACCCAUGUCGCCGAGCAAAGUUAAUACCUCUUUGGUAAAGACAAGCACCUCCACUGACGGGCCAGCGUUAUUCACUGGGAACAGAACAUGGGUCUGGCGAGAUCUGGUAUUAGGAAAGACGGCCGAGGCUCAAGAAGUGAUCUCUUUGCCUCCUAAUGAAACAGUUACGGACGAAACUCCUCCGGCCCCAGGGUUACGUCGUGUCGCCCAGGAAAUGGCUUUACCGGACAGCCCGGGAAAGGCUCCCCCCAAAGGGAGUCCUGCGGGAGACGCGGCCCCGCCCGAUGCCGCAAGUCGGAUCCAAAGGGCUCCGUCGGCAGCUGUGCGGUCAGAAAAAUGGAUGAGGCGUCAGAAUUUCUUGUCGGGGGCCGAGGUGGUAGUAGGAGAGGAAGCAGCACUCGGGCAGAGGAGUCUCCACGGCAGCAAGAACACAGCUCGCAGUAACAGCCAGGCAAACGACACACACACCCAAGGAAAACAGCCCCAGGGAGAGAUGGGGGGCUUCGCACAAGUCACACCCCCACCGGAACAGGUGGGUGGGCGCCGCAGCGUGGAGCCUGUGCUCGGGGAAGGCCCUCGAGGGCAGACGGCCCUGCCCACGCCGUGGCCGGAGGAAGACAGGGCGGACUACGAUGAGCUCUUCCCCACGGAAGCGAAGAGAGAGGAGUUUGACAUUUACGGUGAGGAAGAAGACGGGGGCCCGCGCAGCUUCCAGAAGAGAACACGCCACUACUUCAUCGCCGCGGUGGAGCGGCUUUGGGACUACGGAGUGGGUGCGGCCCCCGGCACCCCGAGGCGCGGCUGCUGCGGGGCGCACAAGCCGGCUGUCGCUCAGUUCAAGAAGGCCGUGUUUCAAGAAUUCACCGACGCCUCCUUCACGCAGCCCUUGUACCGGGGAGAGCUGAACGAGCACUUGGGGCUCCUGGGGCCCUACGUAAGGGCCGAAGUGGGGGACAGCAUCAUGAUAACGUUCCAAAACCAGGCCUCUCGCGCCUACUCCUUCUAUUCUAGUCUUAUUUCUUAUGAGGAAGAUCGAAGGCAAGGAGCAGCACCCAGAAGGAGGCGCGUGGAGCCCGGCGAGACCAGGAGCUACCUGUGGGGGGUGCAGCAGCACAUGGCACCCUCCGCGCCCGAGUUUGACUGCAAGGCCUGGGCCUACUUUUCUGACGUGGACCUGGAGAGAGAUGCGCACUCGGGCCUCAUGGGGCCCCUGCUCAUCUGCCGCCCUGGCACCCUGAGCGCAGCCCACGGCAGACAGGUGACUGUGCAGGAGUUUGCUCUGCUGUUCACCGUCUUCGAUGAGAGCAAGAGCUGGUACUUCGCCGAAAACGUGCGGAGGAACUGCGGGGCGUCCUGCGGCACCGACACGGCGGACCCCGCUGUGAGCGAGCGCUAUCGCUUCCACGCGGUCAAUGGCUACGUGUGGGACUCGCUGCCCGGCCUGGUCACGGCACAGGGCCGCAGGACUCGCUUGCACCUGCUCAGCAUGGGCAGCAGCGAAAACAGCCACUCCGUCCACGUCAGCGGCCACGUGCUCACGGUUCGGGGGCAGGAGGAGGUCAAGGGGGCCGUGUGCAGCCUGUACCCGGGCGUCUUCGAGACGGUGGAGAUGGUGCCGUCCAAAGCAGGCAUCUGGCGGGUCGAGUGCCUCCUGGGGCAGCACCUCCGCGCGGGCAUGAGCGCCUUGCUCCUGGUCUACAGCACGGAGUGCCACGUUCCCCUGGGAAUGACCUCCGGGCACAUCCGGGACGUCCAGAUUACGGCCUCGGGACAACAUGGGCAGUGGGCCCCAAAGCUGGCCAGACUUCACCAGUCGGGAUCAGUGAACGCCUGGAGCACCAGUGAGCCCUUCUCCUGGAUCCAGGUCGAUCUGUUGGAACCAAAGCUCAUUCACGGCAUCAUGACGCAGGGUGCCCGUCAGAAGCUCUCCAGUCUCUACGUCUCUCAGUUUAUCGUCACGUACAGUAUGGAUGGAAAGGGUUGGCGCAGCUACCGGGGGAACUCCACUGGCACCUUAAUGGUCUUCUUCGGCAACGUGGACUCCUCCGGUGUAAAGCACAACGUCUUCAACCCGCCCAUUAUCGCCCGGUACUUCCGCUUGCACCCAACGCACUACAGCACCCGCAGCACUCUCCGCAUGGAGCUGCUGGGCUGCGACCUGAGCAGUUGCAGCAUGCCCCUGGGCAUGCAGAGCAAGGCCAUCUCCGACGCGCAGAUCACUGCCUCGUCCUACCUGAAGAAUGUGUUUGCCGCCUGGUCUCCCUCCCAAGCCCGGCUCAACCUCCCGGGCAGCGCCAACGCCUGGAGACCGCAGGUCGACAGUCCCAAAGAGUGGCUGCAGGUGGACUUCCAGAAGACGGUGAAAGUCACGGGUGUGACCACACAGGGCGUGAAGUCUCUCCUGGCCGGCAUGUUUGUGAAGGAGUUCCUCAUCUCCAGCAGUCAAGAUGGCCGCACCUGGUCUCCGUUCCUUCAGAGUGGCCAAGUGAAGGCCACAUCCCACCCGCUGAACGCCGUGGCAGAGGACAUGCCCGCCAACGGGUCUGCAGCCCCAGGCAGCCCUGCCCAGGGCCAGGAUGUGCGGAAGGUGCGCCUCAUCCAGUUCGAGAAGGUCACGGAGGAGCCCAUGGGCAUCACACUGAAGCUGAACGAGAAGCAGAGCUGCACCGUGGCCCGGGUCCUGCACGGCGGUGUGAUCCACAGACAAGGCUCCCUGCACGUGGGGGACGAGAUCCUGGAAAUCAACGGCACGAACGUGACCAAUCAGUCAGUGGACCAGCUGCAGAAAGCAAUGAAAGAAACCAAAGGGAUGAUCUCGCUGAAAGUCAUCCCCAACCAGCAAAACCGACUUCCUGCGCUGCAGAUGUUCAUGAGGGCGCAGUUUGACUAUGACCCCAGGAAGGACACCCUGAUCCCUUGCAAGGAGGCGGGGCUCAAGUUCGUCACUGGGGACGUCAUCCAGAUCAUCAACAAGGACGACAGCAACUGGUGGCAGGGCCGCGUGGAAGGCUCCCUUCAGGAGUCUGCUGGCUUGCUCCCGUCUCCCGAGCUGCAGGAAUGGCGAGUGGCGAGCACGGCCCAGUCUGCCCCGAGGGAAGCACCGAGCUGCAGCCCCUUCGGGAAGAAGAAGAAGUACAAGGACAAGUACCUGGCCAAGCACAGCGCCAUUUUUGACCAGCUGGACGUGGUCUCGUACGAGGAAGUGGUGCGGCUGCCUGCGUUCCGGAGGAAGACCCUGGUGCUCAUAGGUGCCAGCGGGGUGGGCCGCAGCCACAUCAAGAACGCACUGCUCAGCCAGAAUCCAGAGAAGUUCGUGUACCCUGCACCCUAUACCACGCGGCCGCCCAAGAGGAACGAGGAGGAUGGGCAGGACUACCACUUCAUCUCCACGGAGGAGAUGACCAGGGGCAUCUCUGCCAACGAGUUCCUGGAGUUCGGCAGCUACCACGGCAACAUGUUCGGCACCAAGUUUGAAACAGUGAGGCAGAUCCACGCGCAGGGCAAGGUCGCCGUCCUCGACAUCGAGCCCCAGACCCUGAAGAUUGUCCGCACGGCCGAACUCUCGCCGUUCAUCGUGUUCAUCGCGCCCACUGACCAGGGCACCCAGACGGAGGCUCUGCAGCGGCUGCAGAAGGACUCUGAGGCCAUCCGCAGCCAGUACGCGCACUACUUUGACCUCUCGCUGCUGAACAACGGCGUCGACGAGACCCUGGAGCAGCUGCAGGCGGCCUUCGAGCAGGCGUGCGGCGCCCCGCAGUGGGUGCCUGUGUCCUGGGUAUACUAGCUGCACCUGCUGGCAACCCCGCGGCCUGCUGGACGACGCUUAGGGUCGCUCCAGCUUUUUCUCAGCUUCCAGCUCACUGCAAGCCUCCUACCUGAGCCCAGGUUGUGUCUUGAUUGCGCCGACCGUUCUGCUAAUCAAACUCGGGGCUCCCUGUGCCCCCAAAGCU